This is a messenger RNA of Schistocerca cancellata (South American locust), 2244 nucleotides long. It is a transcript of the gene Scamp, whose product is annotated as secretory carrier-associated membrane protein 1. Gene Ontology annotation, biological process: protein transport. Gene Ontology annotation, cellular component: trans-Golgi network membrane; recycling endosome membrane. The transcript has 9 exons. Bases 367 to 1449 code for a protein of 360 amino acids. Lineage: Eukaryota; Metazoa; Arthropoda; Insecta; Orthoptera; Acrididae. The record is from RefSeq and is a predicted model, not a curated record.
CUCUGAAAGAUAGGUUCUGACAUGUAGGAGCAGUGAGCAUUGCAUAAGAAGUUGUUAACUGUCAUACAGAGAGAGAGAUAUAUAUUUACUUUAAAACUCCAGUUCUCUAUGAUAAACGUGCUUAUGUGAAAUGAGAUUUGUGCUAUAUCUCGCAUAGCCCAAUUGUGUUGUUACUGCAAUUUAAAGAAACCGCUCCAUCAGUCCCAUUCGAUACGUGAUUGGAGUGUCGUUGUGACGACAUAAUCUUGCGCAGUGGUGUCUCGACAUCAUCUGAUAAUGGAUUAAAACAGGAUAAGCAUAUUAUAAUAUCGCUUUAUUUGUAGUGAACACCACGUUAAGUGUAGGGGCAAGUAAACAAAAUUAAAAAUGUCAGCUGGUUUUGAUGAAAAUCCCUUUGGGGAGCCAACAGAACCUUUUGCGGAUCCAGCAAUUCAACAAGUGACCAGUAAUACAAGCAGUGUACAGAGAGGUCUUGAAGAUUAUAAUCCAUUCGCCGACCAGGGAGAUCAGAGAUUUCCUGCACAGGUACGAGGUGCAGCGAACCCUCCGCCAUACCUAAAUGCCAGUGCAACACAACCAGCAGCUCAACCAGCCAUCAUGCAGCCAACGCAUGAGGCUCCACCCCCGCCAUAUACUCGAAGUGGUCAGCAAACUCAGCAGCAACAGCCACAGAUAACAACAGCAGAAUUCCAGCGAAGACAGGAAGAACUUGAAAGAAAAGCCCAGGAGUUGGCCCGCAGAGAAGAGGAGUUGAAGAAUGCACCAUAUAAUGCUCGCCGUAACAAUUGGCCACCUCUACCAGAGAAGUGCUGUUUCCAACCAUGUUUCUACCAGGAUAUUAAUGUUGACAUACCACUAGAGUUCCAGAAAAUUGUUCGUUACCUGUAUUAUCUUUGGAUGUUUCACGCAUGUAUAAUGCUGCUGAAUGUGUUUGGUGGCCUGCUGCUAAUGUUUAGUGUGGCUGACUUCACAACAUUUGGACUGGGACUGUUGUAUCUAAUUCUGUUCACACCAUUCUCAUUCCUAUGCUGGUACAGACCAGCUUAUAAGGCCUUCAGGAGUGAUAGCUCUUUCAACUUCAUGGUAUUUUUCUUCGUUUUCUUUUUUCAAUUUAUUGUGACUGUAAUACAAGCAAUUGGCAUCCACGGAUCAGGUACUUGUGGUAUCCUCCUUGCUGUACAGCAGUUUAGUACUGGUGGAGCAGGUGUUGCAGUGGGUGUGAUAUUAUUAAUUGUUGCUAUUGGUUUUGUUGGGGCCGCAUGCGUUGAUUUGCUGCUGUUGUCAAAGAUCCAUCGGAUUUAUCGGAGUACUGGUGCAAGCUUUGCUAAAGCUCAGCAGGAGUUCACAUCGGAGUUCCUACGCAAUGAACAUGUUCAGAAUGCUGCAACCAGUGCUGCUGCUGCUACCGUCCGUGCCCAGAUGAACAAUAGCAACAGCAGCCGUUACUGAAUGAAGACUGAAAAGGAAUGUAUGCUAUUCAAAUUGUCCAUGUAGUAGACAAAAUGUACACCUUUCUAGCUUAUCUUGGUGUACGGAAAUAAUCAAAUUCUCAUGAGCUCCCUUGGUUGUACAUCAGUGACUCAAAGUGUGUUCAGUUGACUUUACACAAUUUUUUAUACAUAUAUUCGUGAAAAUGUGUACUUACGUACAGAGGUUUAUCAGCUGUUUCUUAACACAGUUUUGUAUUGAAUUUUGUUAUUGAAAGCACAUGUUAAUUAUAAAAUUAUUAUGAAGUCUGUGCUUACUAAUUGUAGUGUCGUUAUUGAAGAAAAACUGUUGACUAAUUCACACGUUUGAGCUGUGGCGAAGGUAGCAUUUCUGUGUGUCAUGUGUAACAUUGGUACUGAGAAUUUGUAUAUAAAUAUCAUCGGCACAUAACAGAAUUUAAAAUGGAAAUAUUAUAUAAUUCUGUAUGUAGUAUUUCCACAUUUAUCCCUCCAUUACAGUUUUGACAUUUCUAAAGUUGUAAUUAACUUUAUGUAAUAAAUCAGUAAUAUAAUGUAUUUGUCUUUUGCCCUUUGGUAUUAAUCUGUCAGUUGAGUAUUUCAUUGGUACUUAGUUUUCUUUAGAAAGCUCAUAUGCUUUCCUAGUGGCGAUCAAAGAGAAAAUAUGAUAUGGCUUAUUGUGCUUGUGCUUUAUUUUGUGCCACAGAAGUUGUACAAGUGAUUAUGAUCAUAAAGGCAGGCAUGAACUUUGAACUUAUAUUGCAAUUUUAUUUUUAAUAAAGUUAAUAUUUUUUAUUAA